Molecule: messenger RNA, 1817 nt
Organism: Suillus clintonianus
Lineage: Eukaryota; Fungi; Basidiomycota; Agaricomycetes; Boletales; Suillaceae
Product: PAXNEB-domain-containing protein
Exons: 4
Coding region: 28-1386 (452 amino acids)
Biological process (GO): tRNA wobble uridine modification
Cellular component (GO): elongator holoenzyme complex; transcription elongation factor complex; cytoplasm
Source: RefSeq, a predicted model, not a curated record
GGACUCAGUGGAAGACUGACGGUUGUGAUGUCGUCUUUCAAACGUAAAACACCAUCUGGUCGGGCGACUCUGCCCCAAGGCACUCGACUUUCCCCGUUUUCCACUUCUACCGUGAUAACUUCAACUGGAAUACCUUCACUAGAUGAUAUUCUUGGUGGAGGACUACCCUUGUCCUGCUCUCUCGCCAUCCUUGCUCCCGAUCAUCACUCGGCAUACGGAGAAUUAGUGCAGAAAUACUUCGUAGCGCAAGGUCUUGCUUCUGGUCAGAAAGUCUGCAUCAUCCAUGACGAACCCCUGAGAUUUGCAAGGGAGUGCAUCUGGAUGCCAGGGAGUACCCCAUCGACGCCUGCGCAGUCCAGUACAGCUGAAGAUGCAGACGAUGAGAGGGCGAGUCAGCAUGAUGAUAAGAUCAAGAUUGCCUGGCGUUAUGAGCAGAUGAAAAAGUUUCAGACCACAGUCUCAUCCAAUUCCCUUAAUGACGACUUCUGCAUGACAUUUGAUUUGACUUGCAGGAUCCCUACUGCGGCCCUUGAUGUCGCACGGCAAUCUUCUCAGCUGAUUCCGAUUGAUGUCGAUAGUUCUGAGGACAGCACGGGAGUAAUCGAACGGAUCGAGGAGCUGCUAUCGAAUAGCACAAACGCACACGCUGUUCGAAUAUGUAUCCCUGCUUUGGGAUCUCCCUACUGGGGUGACAUGCAACCAUCAACUGUGCUGACCUUGCUCCAUGCGCUUCGAAGGCUUCUCCAUCGGUAUCCAAAUGCCUGUGCUUCACUGUGUCUCGCUCCCCAUAUGUGUACGGAUACAUGGGGAGGACCAGGAUGGGUUCAAAAAAUUGGCUGGCUAACCGAUGCAGCGAUCUCGAUGUCGGCAUUUGGCGCUGACCCCUCGCUAGCUUCUCUUUUCCCUUCCCAUCACGGCAUUGUUCAGAUUCUUACGCUUCCGGCCCCCCAUACCAUUCUCCCAGCCAGUGAUAAAUAUUCUACUCUCCGCGGGCUGUCAUCGGCUGCAGGGGCAAUGGGCGGAAGCGGAGAAAAUAACCUCGCUUUCAAGUGCAUGCGCAAACGUCUUAUCUUUGAAACUCUACAUCUGGACUUGGAAGGUGGUGUGACUGAGCGGCGAACGACACCUUCCUCGAAUGCUAUUACCCUGGAUGCCAGCAUGGUGCAUGAGACGAUGCCCGCCGCUGUCCUCGCCACUGAAGGCAGAAAGGGUUCACUUGCCAUUGUGGAGGUUGAAUUUGAACGUGCCAAGGGUGUGGAGUUUGAUGCACCUGCGGAGGCUAUGACCGAUGUUUCCGCCGAGCACCCCGUCGCCCCUGCAAAGCCAAAGAAGGCAAAGAAAAAAGUGGCCUUUCAUUCCGAGCGUCCUGAUUUGUACGAUUUCUGAGGACAAAUUUAUCACCAUUACCCCUGCUAGAACUCUGCCAAGAUGAAGAAUAGGCGUUGGGAAGUUCCUUGAUUCGUACCUGCACUCCUCACACAUGCUUGCUUCCAUCAACGGAUGCGAUGUCUAGCAGAGUAUGUUUCAUUUUAGGAAGUAUCUCGUUAUAGGAUGUCAGAUCUAAAAAUGCAUUUGCUUUGUUCAUCAAAGGGCAUGUUGAAAGUGAGUGUUAUGUCGUUGGAGGAAUAAUGACCCUCGCUACGGCGAGAGUAGGUGAUCUAAUUAGUUAGCUGGGAUGUAGUUAAGGAGGAGAACUUGAAACUGAUUAAAGCCACUGGCAUGCAUAAUUAAAUAACCAUGAGCUGACGUGUGAAAUGCACCUUGGCUAGUGCGAUGGUCAUGGGUAACCAUGUCGCGGUGAUGGAGAUAUGACGAAC